GCUUCCCUCUGGGUCAGCUCUCUCUCCCUCCGCCUCGCCUCGCCUGCCUUCCCUUCCGGCACGUGGAGCCCAGGAGGGAGCCUUCCUGCCCCGCAGCCUCCGCAGCAGCCACUCCUCCCUCGCCCUCCAGGAGAGAAGAGACAAGAGGCACCUUUCCUUCCGUCCAUCUAGAUAUGUAUCCCUUAUAACUUGGGUCGCAAAAGCGGGGGCAAGACCCACCUUUGGGCCCCAGGUGAGCCGGAAAGAGGCUAGCGCCGUCGGGGAAGAAGGAGGAGAAGGAGGGAGUGUUGCCGCCGGGGAGCAAGAAGGACAAGCAGGAGGAGGAGGAGGAAGAAAAGGGCGCGGGCUGGGGUCUCCCUCGCGCUCCCGCGCCUCUCUUCCCCGAUGAGCUGCUCCUCCUUCUCGGCCUCGGCUGCGCUGGCCUCCCUGGACGCCCUGGAGCCCUCCCUGCCCUGCUUCCGGACCUGGUCCCUGGAGCCGGCCAACUUCUACGAGGCUCCGGGGCUGGAGAGCGCGGCGGGGCUGAGCCCUUCUUGCAAAGCGGUGGCGGCGGCAGCCGUCGAGGAUGGAGCCGGAGUGGGCCUCUCCUCCUCCUCUUCUACUCCCGCUAGUAACAGCAGCGGCAGCCGGGACUUGGCGGAGCUGAGCGCGGCGGCGCCGUCGAUGUACGAGGAGGAGAGCGCCAUUGACUUCAGCGCCUACAUCGACUCCAUGGCUGCAGCGGCGGGGUCUGCCUCGGGGCCCGGAGUGUCCUCGGUGCCCACCCUGGAGCUGUGCCACGACGAGCUCUUCCUGGACCUCUUCAACAGCAGCCACAAGGGGGGCCUGGGCGAGUACCUGGAGCUGCCCCCGCCGCCCUCCUCCUCCUCCCUGGCCAGCCUCCUCCACUCCGGCUUCCCUCCCAGGAGUAGCACCUCCGCCGUCAAGCAAGAGCCCGACUGGGAGGAAGAGGAAGAGGAGGCUUCCUUGCUCCCCUCGCAGAUCGCCGCCUGCGCCCAGACGGUGGUCUCUCUGCCGGGGCAGCCCACGCCGCCGGCCUCCCCGGAGCCCCUCCAGGGCAGCGCCUCGCCCUCCAGCUGCAGCAGCCGAUCCUCCUCCUCCUCGUCCUCCUCGUCCUCUUCUCUGGCGGGGAAGGCGCCCCGUCCCUCGGCCUCUUCCUCGUCGGGGAAGAAGUGCCUGGACCGCUUCAGCCCGGAGUACCGCCAGCGCCGGGAGCGCAACAACAUCGCCGUCCGCAAGAGCCGGGACAAGGCCAAGCGCCGCAACCAGGAGAUGCAGCAGAAGCUGGUGGAGCUCUCCUCCGAGAACGAGAGGCUCCACAAGAAGGUCGAGCAGCUCAGCCGGGACCUGGGCCACCUCCGGCACUACUUCAAGCAGGUGCCCCCCGGAGCCUUCCUCCCCGGAGCCCUCCCGGCCCCAGGACGGUAGUCGCCCGCGAGGAGGAGCAGGGAGGCCCAGGCCCUUCCCCUCCGCCUCCGGGCUCCCCCCUCUCCCCUCCCUCGAAAGCCAAUACCUCAGAGAAAGAAAGCCGCAGGGAUCCAGGGGCUGGGAAGCUCUCUAGGGACUCCGCAACAUUGGGCAAAGGGCACCAAAGCCUCUGCAGAAAAGCGCCCCGAAGUGUCCGGAGAUGUGUGUUGUCCAGAGACUGUCCACAAAAGCGCCUGGAGACUCUGCACCAAACUCUCUGGAAACUGUGCCUAAAAGUGAGCAGAAACAUUUUGCCCAGAAGUGGGCAAAAGGGGCAGGAAAGAGCCCAGUCAGGCAGUGUGUCAAAGCGCCUGGAGAGCCUGCCCCAAAGGGACUGCGAGGGGACCCUGCCUGGCUCUCCCUCUUCUUCCUGCCCUGCUCCCCAGGCCCUCCCUGGCCUUUGGGUCUGCUGAGCCAGGGCUCUUCCCCCCAAAGUGGGGCAGCCUGACUUUGGGGCCUGGGAAGCCAGACAGAGCCAUGCCCUGAGAAGGUGGUGUGCCUUUUGCAGGUGCCUUAGUUUUACUUUGGAAAUGGGUUAAGCUUGGGUCUUUCAACUACAAAACUUGCCAAAAAAAAGUGGAAAAAAGCUAUUCUUUCUUCCUAAAUUAUUAUAAUUUUUCCUUUUUUGUAAUGAGACUUUUGUUGUUGCUGUUUUUCUACAUCUCUUACGGACGCAGCUACGGUACUUUGUAAAAUAUCCCUCCCCACCGCCGCCACUGCCCCAAAGAAAUGAUUUUCAGACUUCUGGAAACACUUUAUAUUGUAAACCGCAAGAGGAAAAAGAUAAUAAGACUGAAUAUGCUCAGAACUUUUAUAUAUAAGAUUUUUACAGCAUUUCUAAAAACAACAAUAAUAAUAAUAAAAAACAACCUUUGAAAUGUA
Molecule: messenger RNA, 2349 nt
Organism: Sceloporus undulatus (fence lizard)
Lineage: Eukaryota; Metazoa; Chordata; Lepidosauria; Squamata; Phrynosomatidae
Gene: CEBPD
Product: CCAAT enhancer binding protein delta
Exons: 1
Coding region: 385-1428 (347 amino acids)
Biological process (GO): regulation of cell differentiation; regulation of transcription by RNA polymerase II; DNA-templated transcription
Molecular function (GO): RNA polymerase II cis-regulatory region sequence-specific DNA binding; DNA-binding transcription factor activity, RNA polymerase II-specific
Source: RefSeq, a predicted model, not a curated record